Messenger RNA from Prosopis cineraria, 1947 nucleotides. RefSeq names its product ATP sulfurylase 1, chloroplastic-like. Gene Ontology annotation, molecular function: adenylylsulfate kinase activity; sulfate adenylyltransferase (ATP) activity. Gene Ontology annotation, biological process: sulfate assimilation. Lineage: Eukaryota; Viridiplantae; Streptophyta; Magnoliopsida; Fabales; Fabaceae. The transcript has 5 exons. The record is from RefSeq and is a predicted model, not a curated record. The coding region runs from base 108 to 1493 and encodes 461 amino acids.
ACAUCUACGCAAACCAAACCCGAAUUCGAUUCUGCACCACUUUCCUCUUUCACUAAACCCAUUCUUCUCUUCACAUUGAUUUUCUUUCUCUGAAUCCAGUUCCUUCCAUGGCUACUACACUUUCUUCCAAAGCUACCUUUCCGUCUCAUUCUCUCUCCGACAACUUCCUUACCCAUUUCGCUCCCUCCGUCAGGCUCUCUCUUGCCUCGAAGCAAAAACCCUACCCGAGACUCAGAGUCUCCAACGCGUUGAUCGAACCCGAUGGUGGGAAGCUGGUGAAUCUCGUUGUUGAGGAAUCUCAGAGGAACGGCAAGAGAAGGGAGGCGUUGGCUUUGCCCAGGAUCCAGCUUUCCAACAUUGAUGUCGAAUGGGUUCACGUGCUCAGCGAAGGGUGGGCUAGCCCGCUGCGUGGGUUCAUGAGAGAGACGGAGUUCCUCCAGACGCUUCAUUUCAACUCGCUUCGACUCCAUGACGGAUUGAUUGUCAACAUGUCGGUGCCAAUCGUGCUUGCCAUUGAUGAUGAGCAGAAGCAUUUGAUCGGCGAGUCCAGAAAUGUUGCUCUCUUUGAUUCUCAGGGCAAUCCGGUCGCCAUUUUGAAAGAUGUUGAGAUUUAUAAGCACCCCAAGGAAGAAAGGGUAGCUCGUACUUGGGGAACAACUGCCCCUGGCCUCCCUUAUGUUGAAGAAACUAUAACUCGUGCUGGCAAUUGGCUGAUAGGGGGUGACCUAGAGGUUAUAGAAGCAAUCAAGUACCAUGAUGGCCUUGAUCGUUUUCGGCUUUCUCCUGCAGAACUCCGUGAGGAGUUCACAAGGCGCAAUGCAGAUGCUGUGUUUGCUUUCCAGCUCCGAAAUCCUGUUCAUAAUGGUCAUGCUUUGCUGAUGACUGAUACUCGUAAACGACUUCUUGAGAUGGGCUAUAAGAAUCCCAUCCUCUUGCUCCACCCACUGGGAGGCUUUACUAAAGCCGAUGAUGUCCCACUCGAAUGGCGUAUGAGACAGCAUGAGAAGGUGCUUGAGGAUGGUGUUCUUGACCCAGAGACGACAGUUGUAUCAAUUUUCCCUUCUCCCAUGCACUAUGCUGGACCAACUGAGGUACAGUGGCAUGCAAAGGCUAGGAUAAAUGCAGGGGCAAACUUCUACAUUGUUGGUCGGGACCCUGCAGGUAUGGGCCACCCAAUUGAGAAAAGAGAUCUAUAUGAUGCUGACCAUGGGAAGAAGGUGUUGAGCAUGGCACCUGGACUCGAGCGUCUGAACAUCCUUCCUUUUAGGGUUGCUGCAUAUGACAAGACUCAGGGCAAAAUGGCUUUCUUUGACCCUUCUAGGCCUCAAGAUUUCCUCUUUAUAUCAGGGACCAAGAUGAGAACGCUGGCGAGGAAUAAGGAAAGUCCUCCUGAUGGAUUCAUGUGCCCCGGUGGCUGGAAGGUGCUGGUUGAGUACUAUGAUAGUUUGGUUCCCUCAAGUCUAGGCAGAACACCGGAGGCAGUACCAGUUUAGUUAAAUUAAGUUCAUUAAUUAUUAUUAUUUUUAUUCUGGUCGGGAAAACAUGUAUGUGUUCUCCUAAAGAAAUCCACCUCUGCAAUUAUUCUGUCAUAAAUUCCUUGCAAAAGAAGGAUGAAGAAUCUGGGGGAGGAACUGACUCAGGUGUAAAAUUAGCCUCCACUUGUAUGUAGGAUUUGUGUGGCAUUAUUGCCUCUUCCACGUGUACACUGAUUGAGCAGUUUUGAUCGCAAGCCUGUUCAUUGUCGCGUUGUGGCACUCCCAUUGUUGAUUUCUGAGGGGAGAGAAUUUCUCCUUGUAAUGUUUGAUGUUCUUUUCUCCGGAAAAUAAGUGAUUUUGAAUAUUUUAGAACUAUAGUUAUAUAUACAAACCUAUUGUGUACUUGCGAUUCAUGAUUGUAUUGUAGCUUUAUGCGAAAAUCAAUAAAUUCCUUAUCACACGUUUGUGAACA